AAGGUAUAAGAACAUGCACUGUGUCAGUAGCAAGCAUGCAGUCAUGAUGGUUUCAUUUUGUCAAGGUGCACUGCUUCUGAGCCUGGCAGCUGCCAUGGCGGUAUAUGCAGACAUGAAAGUGGACUGUGGGCCAGAUUUUGUGACGCUGAUGUGGACAGAAAGCCGACCCCAGGCUGACAUGUCGCUUCUCCGUCUGGGUAGCUGUUUCCCAACCAGCUUCUCAGCAGGAGAGGCCUACUUCUAUGUGGAUCUCACUGACUGUAACUUUAGGAUACUGGUCACCGGUGAUGUGCUGCUGUACAGCAAUGAUCUGACCUACGUUGCUUCUGAGGAUUCUUACAAUUUGGCCUUCACUCACCCAGUUGUCUGUGCAUAUGAGAGGCCCAAAGACUGGUAUUCCAGCCAGCAGAUCUAUGACCCGGUGUUUAAAACCUACGGCCUAGGAGAUCUGCAGUUUACCAUUGGCCUUAUGAAUGAUGACUUCUCAGGCCCUGCUGAAUCUACAAGCUUUCCUCUGGGCUCCAUCAUCCCCAUCAUGGCUAGUGUGGUGCAGAAGACCCAUCAGCCCUUGCUGAUGCUUCUUGAGGAAUGUGUAGCAGCUACCACGCCAGAGCUGCACCCUGAAAGCACCAUGUACCCUAUAAUCUCCAAUAAAGGAUGUCUUUUGGAAAGUGUGUCGUCACAAUCAAAAUUUGAACCUAGGCAAAAGUCAUCGGAGAUGCGCCUAUCACUUCAGACCUUUAAGUUUGCUAUGGGAGAAGAGGUCUUUAUCCACUGCAAACUUUUGGCUUGGGAUCCCAAUGGUCUUGACAGCACUAAGAAAGCCUGCCACUUUGUCAAAGGGCAUGGUUGGGAGUUGCUGGACAACUUGGCCCAGAGUAAUCUUUGUGACUGCUGUGAAUCGAAAUGCAAGUCAAGGAGGCAGAGGAGUGUUGCGUCAGAGAAACCUCGAAUGGUACAAAAAGCAGUCAUUGGGCCAUUUACCAUCACAGAUGUGAAUUCCUGAAGGAAUGGAUCCAUUUCGCUGACUGGUUUCUUCUAUCUGAAUUCAGUUUUCAUUUUUGGUUCGUAAGCUUAGUGCGAGCCUGUCUCUUUGCAUUUCAGAUUGUAUGUUGCUAAUAAAA
This is a messenger RNA of Notothenia coriiceps (black rockcod), 1124 nucleotides long. Its product is annotated as zona pellucida sperm-binding protein 3-like. The transcript has 10 exons. Gene Ontology annotation, biological process: positive regulation of acrosome reaction; binding of sperm to zona pellucida; egg coat formation. Gene Ontology annotation, cellular component: extracellular matrix. Gene Ontology annotation, molecular function: acrosin binding. The record is from RefSeq and is a predicted model, not a curated record. The coding region runs from base 14 to 1006 and encodes 330 amino acids. NCBI's taxonomy places the organism in Eukaryota, Metazoa, Chordata, Actinopteri, Perciformes, Nototheniidae.